AGAAGACCGCGCAGAGGGGCCCAUCGUGACGGCAGCAUCCUGAAGUAGUAACUGUUGAAUAGCAGAGUGCUGAAAGGAUUGUUUGGUUAUGGAUGGGAAGGCCAUGGGAAGAAAGAAUUGUCAUGCAAAAACUUUUUUUUUCGCCCAAAAAGUCUUCGAAACAUGUCUAAUAGCAGUCUUCAACAUCCAUUCAACAACGCAUUCAACAAGCGAUAAACAAGAAAGGAGUAGGGCUAUUCUUCUGAGAUGAGGUGUUGGAUGAUGCUUUGUGCAUAUAACCAGGCGGCUACCCAGUUUUAUUUUUAUUUUGGCAUGUCCGGACGCGUCACCAUCAACAAUAGGAGCUCGCUCUUUUUACUCUUUACUCCCUCCAUCCGCACACACAAAGGCACACUACUUCUCCAUUCACAGGCACGACCUUUCUCCGCUACCAACAGGUACCCAUCCAUGGCGGCGAACGCACUCACCCUAUUCUGUCUCGUCGACGGCGAGUCCACAGCCAACGUGUUCUUGGUCAAGGCAACAUCCAUAUCAACCAUUGCCGAACUCAAGGACCUCAUCAAGGCCAAGAAGACACCCAGGUUUGACGACAUCGCAGCAGAUGAGCUUGCCAUCUGGCGCGUCUCGAUUCCCAUUGUUGCUGCCGAAAUGCGCGAGCCAGUCAUCCUUGAUUCCCUUGAUUCCAAGGAGGAGCUCGGCCCAGCAAUGGACCUUUCCGAGGUGUUCAAGGAAGAUGUACCAAGGAAGACCAUCAACAUCAUCGUGCAACGACCACCCCCGCCAGCUCCUAAAAGAGACAGUGAAGAGGAUGCGGGUGGGUAUUAUUGAUCCUUUCUAACCACCUCUUUGUCUUUCAUUCAGUCAUUUAUGAACACAGCUGACGUUACUUAUGACAUUUGUCGCCUUGAUGCAAUGUUUAACCCGUGUAAAAAAUAUAUGAUAUAUAGACUUGAAGUUUAUGCCGAAGAACAAGAGAUCCGUAUUAUCGAAAGCUGGAAGCCAUAUAAGGCUUCCAACGGAA
Molecule: messenger RNA, 1021 nt
Organism: Gamsiella multidivaricata
Lineage: Eukaryota; Fungi; Mortierellomycota; Mortierellomycetes; Mortierellales; Mortierellaceae
Exons: 3
Coding region: 247-828 (193 amino acids)
Source: RefSeq, a predicted model, not a curated record